UUCCUGCAUUGCGCAUCUCUAACAUUUGUAAGAGGCUUGUUGAAUCUUUGAACAAUUACAAAAAUUAUUUGAAAAAACUGACGAAAUACGAUGGCGGACGAAAGCAUAACGCGAAUGAAUUUAUCGGCAAUAAAGAAAAUAGAUCCAUACGCAAAAGAAAUUGUCGAUUCCUCGUCACAUGUGGCUUUUUACACCUUUAAUUCGGAUCAAAAUGAAUGGGAAAAAACGGAUGUGGAAGGAGCGUUUUUUAUUUAUCACCGAAAUGCCGAGCCAUUUCACAGUAUAUUUAUCAAUAAUCGCCUAAAUACAACAUCAUUCGUGGAACCCAUAACUGGCAGCUUGGAACUGCAGUCGCAGCCGCCAUUUCUAUUAUAUCGCAACGAGCGCUCACGUAUUCGCGGCUUUUGGUUUUACAAUAGUGAGGAGUGCGAUCGAAUCAGUAAUUUGGUGAAUGGCUUGCUCUUAAAUAAAGAGACAAAUGGGGGACAACAGCCGCUGGCCAUGCUAAACUAUCCCAAACCAGAAAACUCGAGCAUAUUUAACAUGCUGAGCCAGGCGCAAAAAGAAUACAAUGCACAGAUGAAUAGUCCACUGCAGCCGCCGCAGCCAUCAGGAACAGCAAUAAGUCAAACUGAUGCCAUGACUUCCGGCAACGUGAUGAAGUUCUUUCAAUCCGCUAAGCAGGCCACAGCCGAGGCACUGCUAAAUCGUCCGCAGCCUCUGUCGGUCGAUCAGUUGGAGAAACAGCAACGAUCUGUCACGCCAGUCGAGACGCCAAGCCAAUCAUUCGCGCAAGACGGCGGCGAGUUUGUGGGUGCCGCAGAAAGUCCACUAUCUCCAUUUCUAAAAGCAGCGUCUGGAUCGGCAAUACCGAGGAAUGCAGCUGGCAAGCCGCUAUCCUUGCUAAGUAAUCUGAGUUAUAAGAAGAACGUGAAUGAAUCACCAGCGUCGGCCUUAAUUGCAACUGACGAUGCCGAGCAGUGUCUGCGAAGAUUACUCGUUGGCGAUAAGCCAGAUGCGAAGCCAGCGCUGAUGCCGCCAACCAUGUUUGAUGUGCCUCCUGCGAAGGUGGUGGAAACAGAGCAGCUGGCACCACUUUCACAACCGCUGAACAGUGCACAAUUCGUGCAGGCCUUUACUUACCUUAUUCAGAAUGACAAGGAGUUUGUCACCAAAUUGCAUAAUGCCUACGUUAAUGGCUGUUCCAAUUCUUUGAUUGACUCAAAUACCACAUAUCAAUAAAUAAUACAAAAUCCUAUUUUUUUGUCGAAAAUAGCAAAAUAUGUGUUUCUAUUUACUAUCUGACAAUGAGGAAUCCCGACCAAAAUACCAAACAAAAUUAUAAUUGUAAAGUUUCAUUUCUAUUAUAUUUUAUUAGUUGUCACUUGUGAUUUUAUUUGUAUCACAAUUUAUAACAUAAAUGGCUCCCAUUGUUUGUCGUUUGAUUGGGCUUUGGUUAACG
This is a messenger RNA of Drosophila nasuta, 1462 nucleotides long. RefSeq names its product decapping mRNA 1 (gene DCP1). The transcript has a single exon. Gene Ontology annotation, cellular component: P-body. The record is from RefSeq and is a predicted model, not a curated record. Gene Ontology annotation, biological process: positive regulation of catalytic activity; deadenylation-independent decapping of nuclear-transcribed mRNA; deadenylation-dependent decapping of nuclear-transcribed mRNA. The coding region runs from base 91 to 1242 and encodes 383 amino acids. Lineage: Eukaryota; Metazoa; Arthropoda; Insecta; Diptera; Drosophilidae. Gene Ontology annotation, molecular function: enzyme activator activity; mRNA binding.